CGAGACUGCUUAUCUCGAGAUGUAGCAACACAGGAACUCGAGGCGGAUAUACGUUUUCCGUAUUAGUGUUCUAUUCGUCACUGUAGCAAAAAGCCCACUUUUCAUUCUUAAGUAGUUGGAGAUCUUAUACACAUUGACAUUGCAAUCAGCUCGAUGGAAAUUGUCAGGAUUAACGUCGGGGGGACAGUGUUUGAAACUAAAAAACUAACCCUCUCUCAAUAUCCGCAAACUUUAUUGGGAAGACUUUCACCACAAUCAGAAUUCUAUGACAACAGGAGACAGUGUUAUUUUUUCGACAGAAAUCCGGACAUUUUCGGCCCGAUUCUAGGACUCUAUCGCACGGGGACGCUCCACUUCCCGUCUUUCUAUUGUGGUGCCACCAUUAAACAGGAACUUGAGUUUUGGGAAAUCUCACCCAAACUUCUGGCAGAAUGUUGUCUUCAAAACUAUCUCCAGUAUGAGGCUGAUCUCCAAACAACACAAACACUGAAUCAGGCGUUUGAAGAAUACGAACUGGAUUACACUGACGAAGAGUGUCGGACCAGUAACAUCAAAAGAAUUCUUAGAAAAAUAUGGCUUACUUUAGAAGAACCAUCUUCAUCAAGAUUAGCUAAGGUUUUCAACUAUAUUUUCCUGGUUGUUGUGAUUGCUUCCAUGGCAAAUUUCACGUUGGAAUCACAUCCGUUAUUCAGAAAGGAAACGUUGUCGAAUGACUCGCUCUUGUAUAUUAUCACAUAUGGAGACAUUCGUUUUUUUAAAGAGCUCAACUUGCAGAAUCCUAAAGAAAUUAUGUUUGGGACGACGAAACCCGUAGAUCUAUUACGACACAGUGAAAUAGUCACCUCCAUUUUCUUCACCAUUGAACUGAUUUUCCAUUUUGCGUCUUGUCCAAGAAAAGGUCGAUUUUUCCGAUCUCCAUUGAAUAUCAUUGACCUUCUUCUGGUGGUUGCCAUGUGGGUAACCUUUGCCCUUGAACAAGAUUUGGAAUUUCUGGUGAAGAAUUAUGAACUUGUGCGGUUCUUUUUAGUGUUGAAAUCAUUGCUCGUUUUGCGACUGUUCCGCGUAUUUCGACUGAUGAAACUUUAUUCAGGUUUACGAAUAAUGAUAAUGUCUGUACGGGCUAGCAUCAGAGACCUUCUCCUACUCUCCAUGUCAUUUCUUGUGGCUUCCCUAUUCUUCGCCAGUUUCAUCUAUUACGCGGAAUUCUACGUGUCGGACACAUUCUCCGAUAUAUUUAUAGGGAUAUGGUGGUCGGUGAUCACCAUGACAACAGUAGGCUACGGUGACAUGUAUCCUAAGUCGACCCUUGGUUACAUUGUUGGGGGAGUGUGUGCGUUCUCUGGAAUGCUAAUAUUGGCCAUGCCCGUGGCGAUCCUCGCCACCAACUUCAGUGAUUUCUACCAUAAAAACAAACUACGGGAAAUGAAAACAUCACUAUUUGACCAAGAUGGUAAGAAAGAAGAGACUUUAAGCCUGUCACGUGUUUCCCCAAUUAACACCAAUGACACUCCCCCGGUGACUGUAAAGUGCUGCUGCUGAUUUAAGUUAACCAGCCUGAGCAAUCCUGAAAUUUGGAGUAACAGUUAAUUUGAAAUUGUACACAAUUGUAAUAUGGAUUUUAUUGUAUGCAGUGUCAAAUAUUACAUUGAGUUACGACAUUGUGAUGUUAUUGAAUAAUUGAAAUGUUGUAAUUGACACACGUCAUCUAUGGAUCCAUAUAUGUCGUUCGUUUUCUUUUCUUCUUUUUUUCCGACAGUGUUCAUACCCGUGAAAUUAUGUAUACAUUAUUCAUGACUUGUAUAUCCAUUAUUAACGAAUACAAUGUCAACUUCUUCGGCUGAAAAUUAACAUCCCACACUGACAAACCACAGGUCAAAGUAAUUUUAAACUGAAUUUCACUAUACAUUAUGUAUAUCGCAAUUGCAUUCAAUGAUUGACAAUUUGGGGAUCAAUACGAUAAUUUAGCUACCCGAGAAAUACAAUAUUAACCGAGCAUGAAGUUAAAUUAUAUCAUUGAAUCAUUCAAAAUAUCGAAACCGGCAAUUAGAGCCCACAAAGCGAUACCUAGUCGGCCAUCUGUGUUUACAGCUAAAGUACAGGACCUGAUCGGAAGUUACGAGUGAAGUGAAUUUUUGUUUAUCAUAAGAUUGAAACCGGACACUAAAACUUAUAAAACAAUACCUAAUCGGUCAUUUUUGUGUACAGUUAGAGUGUAAGACCCAAUCGUAAGUGAGUAGAGACGCGAGCUUUCAUUGGACGAUCAAUAAUAGCCAAUCGUAUAACUUACGAAUUCCCAAUUCAAUUUUGGUCCAAUUUUGUAAAAAUAAAAUACUAUAUUCAACCCGAGGGCACAUGGAGGUGAAUAAAACUUUUUAUUUUUUCAACUUUGUUGGAUCUCAUCCAAUAAAGCUCAGAGUUGUGCAGUUAUAUCAGAAUAUAGAUUUAUUUACUUAGUUGAAAAAAAGUUAGAAUUUUUCAUUUCGUUUUAUUAUUAUCAUUUUUUUUUUGGUAUUGCUUAAAUUGUUCAUCAUUUCACUCCACCGCACGCACGUUCGAUUUUCUUUUCGGUCUUAGUGACGUCAUUAAUGCCAUGUUGUUUACAUAUAUGUAUGUUUAUAUGUAAGCAAUUGAUGGAUAAGGUAAUUUGCAUAAUCAGAGCUAAUAAUGCAAAAUUUGUCCGAUCGUUCCAUUGUUUAUACAUCCUCCAUAACAAAAUAAAAGUAUCAAUAUAUUUACAUUUUGUAAAUUUUGUGGAUACAUUGUCUUUAAUAUCAAAUUAAUUUAUUGAGAAUACAUUGAAAUAGCACACAACUUUCACUAGCAAAAAUAUAUUGUAUCAGUAAAUGUCAGUAUUCAACGCUAUGCUUACAUGCAUAACUUGAAUGUCUUCGUGCUGUCGCGUCGAUGAAAGUUGAAUUUUGGUAAGAUUUUAAUUUUUUUUUCUACGUUUGAAUUUAGUUUAUUUCGUCAUUUAGUUAGUGUCAUUAAGAAUAUUAUAAUAAUCGUAAAAAAAAAAAAAAAUUACAUGUAUAUCUCAAAGUCCAGCUAAAACCAGUCACCCGUAUAUUAAUUUCAAAUUUUUAGCGAAGUGGGAAAACACCGUAUGUGUACUUUGGGUGGUUCAUGUAAUUUGUAUGUGUGUCCGGAAAGAGAGAGCACCAAUUCAGCUAUCCCUGGUGAAUAAUGAUAUUUUCCUAUGAAUUAUCUUGAUGUUACUGGUCCAACACUCGUCACCAAUGUAGUUCAUUAGUGGUCAGAGAUCGGACUCAUCUGGCGAUACUAACGUUCCGCCAGAAGUUUGGAUGAGAUUUACCAUGCAAAACUCAAGUUCUUGUUUAAUGAUGUUAUCACUAUUUGGAAUAUCGGGAAGCGGUGAGUCCCCGUGCGAUCGAGUUCUAGAAUCGAGCCGAAAAUGAAAAUUCUUUUGGUGUCGGGGAACUCUUAUAUAAGCUGAUUGUUUCGAAAAAUUCGACUGGAGUUUGACGAUUUCCAUUGGGAUCGGGUUGCCAAUUAGAAUCUGCUUUAAUCUUUUUAAAAACUUUGUUUUACAACGAUUAACAAUCAAAUUCUUAAACUUAUAUCAAUGCUUCUUGUCGGCUUGGAUUGUUGCGCGAAGGGGGUCAUUCAUGAAGGGCGGAAAAGAAAGGAAAAGAAAAACAAUUGCGCUGCGUGAUGAACAGAGAAUUAGUCGUCAAAUCUGUCAAUGCAUAAAAUACACACAAAACAUAUAUGUACAUGUAGUACAUGCAUAGUAACUAUGUUACAGUGAUCAUGCACAUAACUAUAUUGUAUACAUGUAUGUUGUUUUCUUAUAUUGAAAUUUACAACCAAGUAGUGACACAAUAAAACAGCAAACUCAG
This is a messenger RNA of Ostrea edulis (European flat oyster), 3860 nucleotides long. Its product is annotated as potassium voltage-gated channel subfamily C member 3-like. Gene Ontology annotation, biological process: protein homooligomerization; potassium ion transmembrane transport. The transcript has 3 exons. Lineage: Eukaryota; Metazoa; Mollusca; Bivalvia; Ostreida; Ostreidae. The record is from RefSeq and is a predicted model, not a curated record. Bases 154 to 1539 code for a protein of 461 amino acids. Gene Ontology annotation, molecular function: voltage-gated potassium channel activity; protein binding. Gene Ontology annotation, cellular component: membrane; voltage-gated potassium channel complex.